Molecule: messenger RNA, 1069 nt
Organism: Manduca sexta (tobacco hornworm)
Lineage: Eukaryota; Metazoa; Arthropoda; Insecta; Lepidoptera; Sphingidae
Product: 3-oxoacyl-[acyl-carrier-protein] reductase FabG
Exons: 1
Coding region: 161-925 (254 amino acids)
Molecular function (GO): oxidoreductase activity
Source: RefSeq, a predicted model, not a curated record
CGAACAAACUUAUUUUUAGAAGUAAACAAGUGGGUGCUUUACUUUAUUUGAUUUAUUUAAAAAUUACAUAAUUACUUCGUGAUAAGAUAGUCUGAUUUACGUGAUUCGCUCACAACAGGAGGUCUUUUAAUAGUGCUAGUCGCUUAUCCUGACAAACAAAAUGAAUUUCGCUGGAAAAGUAGUGAUUGUUACCGGCGCCAGUUCCGGCAUUGGAGCCGCCACGGCGGUAUUUUUAUCAAAACUCGGCGCCAAGCUCUCCUUGACUGGAAGAAACGUCGAGAACCUGCAGAAAGUGAGCAAAGACUGUGAGAAGUCGACCGCUACCUUCUCAAUUGCUGCGGAUUUGACAAAGGAGCAUGACAUCGAGAACAUUAUCAAGAACACGGUGGAUCAUUAUGGCCAGCUCGACGUGUUGGUCAAUAACGCAGGUAUUAUUGAGACCGGGACCAUCGAGAACACCUCUCUUGCGCAGUAUGACCGCCUGAUGAACACUAACGUCCGGUCAAUAUACUAUCUCACGAUGUUGGCUGUGCCUCAUCUCUUAAAAACGAAGGGUAACAUCGUCAAUGUGUCCAGUGUGAAUGGCAUACGGUCUUUCCCCGGUGUCCUCGCGUACAACAUUUCCAAGGCAUCAGUGGACCAGUUAACUAGAUGUGUAGCUUUAGAAUUAGCUCCUAAAGGUGUGCGAGUAAACUGUGUCAACCCUGGAGUGAUUCUGACCGAGUUGCAGCGCCGCGGUGGGUUGAGUGAGGAGCAAUAUGCUGCUUUCUUGGAAAGGACAAAGGAGACACAUGCUCUUGGUCGUCCCGGCAAGCCUGAUGAGGUUGCUGCUACUAUUGCGUUCCUUGCCAGUGACUUGGCAAGUAACAUCACAGGUGCCAGUGUGCCAGUUGAUGGUGGCCGUCAUGCCAUGUGCCCUCGCUAAGGGAUUAAUUGUUAUGUAAAUGUGUGCCUUAUUAUUUUGUUAUAUUAGUGGAUAAGGAGAAUAUUUUACAAAUUUAUCACACGUCAUUUAAAAGCAUUUUAUAAUGGUGUUCAAUAUUUUUUAAUAAAUUUAUAUUGUUUGCAA